AUGACGCUGUCGAAUAUUCAACAACGAAUUCCAAAACGUUAUGUAUUGAGUUUCUUGGGAUUCAUCGGAUUAUUCAAUGCCUUCAUUUUAAGAGCAAAUCUAUCCAUUGCCAUCGUUGGAAUGGUUACUCCAAUGUAUGAGACAACACCGAACAAUAUCAGUAGAAUAAUACCAGCUAUCCAUAAUUGGAAUACAAGAACACAAGGCUAUAUUCUUUCGUCAUUCUUCUAUACUUAUUGUCUCUUUCAAGUACCAGCUGGAUUUUUAGCAACGAAAUACGGCGGAAGAAUUUUAUUUGGUGGUAGUAUUGGUUUGUGUGCUUUUUUAACUUUGUUUACGCCAAUAUGUGCUCAAGCUGGAUCAGGAGCAUUAAUAUUUCUACGACUUCUUGAAGGUCUUGUUUCAACUUGUGUAUACCCAGCACUACAUGAUAUAUGGUCGAAGUGGGCACCGAAAAGUGAUAAGUCGACAUUAGCAACAUUUGCUUUUUCGGGAGCUUAUGUUGGCACAUUUAUAACAUUGAUGUUUGGCGGUGUGAUUGCUGCCGAUUGGGCAUGGGAAUGGUUAUUUUAUUUAUCAGGAUUGUUUUCUCUUGUAUGGACAGUAAUUUGGUUUUAUUUUACGGCUGAGCUACCGUCGACUCAUGAAACUAUAUCAGAGGAAGAAGCAAAAUAUAUUGAAGAACAUAGAGAUCAAGCGAUAUCACAAAUAGAUACGAUACCUUGGAAAGAUAUAUUCACAUCAUUGCCAGUAUGGGCAAUUAUUGCUGUUCAUUUUGGAACUAAUUGGUCACUCUUUCUGGUAUUUAAUGAAUUUCCAACAUUUCUUGUUAAAUCACUAGGUUUUCAUGUUGAUUCGGCUGGAUCAAUCUCAGCUCUUCCUUGGUUAUUGUUAUCAGUGACGGUGUAUGCAGCAGGUAUCAUUUCCGAUAAAUUAACCGAAAAAUAUUCAACAUUAUUUGUACGAAAAUUCAUCGUAUCUUUAACUUUCAUCGUUUUGAUAUUGGCUUUCGUUCUCGUAACUUUAUUGAACGUCAAAAGUCGUGCUUUAAUUGUCACAGGUAUUAUUAUUGUGGUUAGUGCAUGCGGUCCUGCUUGGGCAAGUUUCGGUGUUAACCAUCUCGAUAUUGGUGGACAUUACGCAGGUGUUCUAAUGGGUAUAUCGAAUUCCAUCGGAUCCACACCGGGAUUCCUCACACCGAUUAUAACGGGUUAUGUCGUUGACGAUUCAUCUUCGAAACGUGAAUGGGAUAUAUUAUUCGUUAUUUCAAUGGUUAUAGGCGCGUUAGCUCUCGUAUUCUACAUUGUUUUCGCUGAUGGUGAAUUACAACCGUGGGUAUUGGGUGGUAGCGAUGAAUAUGAACCGGUGUUCAACAAUCCUAUAUCAUCCCCAAAUGUUAAUGAGAGCAGUGUUCUCAAUGAAAAUAAUACCGAAUGGAUUCGUAGAUUUGUUUCUGCAUAUACAAGUGGACAAUCAACAACACAAAUAAUGGCUCUAGCAAAUAUUUAUCAACGAAUUCCAAAACGUUAUAUAUUUAGUGUAUUAGCAUUUUUUGGAAUGUUUAAUGCUUCCAUGUUACGAUCGAAUCUAUCAAUAGCGGUUGUUGAGAUAAUAACUCCAAGGGUUGAAAUAACAUCGGAUAAUACAACUAGAAUAAUACCAGCUGUCCAUAAUUGGAGUACAACAACGCAAGGCUAUAUUCUUUCGUCGUUUUUCUUUACUUACACAGCUGUUCAAGUACCACUUGGAUUUUUAGCAACAAGAUUUGGAGGAAGAAUUUUCUUUGGUGGUAGUAUCGGUUUGUGUGCUUUCGUAAGUUUAUUUACGCCAUUGUGUGUUCGAAGUGGAUCGACAGCAUUAAUCCUUCUGCGACUUCUUGAAGGAUUUUGUUUGAGCUCUGUGUACCCUUCAUUGCACGUUGUAUGGUCCAUAUGGGCGCCGAAAACUGAUAAAUCCAAAAUGGCAUCGCUUGCUUUUUCUGGAGUUUAUUGUGGUACGUGUUUCAUAAUGCUUACUGGCGGUGCUAUUGCUGCUGAUUGGUCAUGGGAGUGGGUAUUUUAUUUACCAGGAUUGUCGGCUCUUUCAUGGACAAUUGCUUGGUUUUAUGUGACAGCCGAAUCCCCAUCCACUCAUCCGACUAUAUCAGUUGAAGAAGUAAAAUAUAUUGAAGACAACAUGGAUAAAGAUAUAUUAAGAACAGAGACAAUUCCUUGGAAGGCUGUACUAACAUCAUUACCAGUGUGGGCUAUUAUUGCCGCACAUUUUGGAGCCAAUUGGUCUGCCUAUUUAAUACUGACAGAAUUACCAACUUUUCUGGUCAAAGCACUUGGCUUUCGAAUUGAUACAGCUGGUUUAUUGGCAGCUCUCCCUUGGCUAACUUUAGGAAUAUCAACAUGUGCAGCUGGUGUUAUUUCCGAUAGAUUAACUAAAAAAUAUUCUACAUUAUACAUUCGAAAACUAAUUAUGUUUAUAACUUUUACUAUAAUGGUAUUGAGUUUUCUUAUGAUAAUAUUAUUGAAUGUCAAAAGUCGUGGCUUAAUUAUGAUAGGUAUUAUCAUUAUGGCUACUUCAUGCGGUCCUGCUUGGGCUAAUUUUGGUGUUAAUCAUCUUGAUAUUGGAGGACAUUAUGCAGGUGUUCUAAUGAGUAUAUCAAAUUCUAUUGGGUCAACACCGGGAUUUCUUGCACCCAUGAUAACUGGCUACAUCGUUGAAAAUCCACACUUAAAACGUGAAUGGAAUAUAAUCUUCAUAAUUUCAAUCGUCAUUUGUGUGCUAGCUCUUGGGUGUUACUUGUGUUGUGCUGCUGGUGAAUUACAAGCGUGGGCAUUGAAUAACAAUGAUGAAUACGAGCCUGUGCUCAAUAAUCCUAUAUCAUCUCAAGAUCUUAAUGAAAAUAAUACCGAGUGA
Messenger RNA from Rotaria socialis, 2907 nucleotides. The record is from the annotation of a GenBank genome assembly. Lineage: Eukaryota; Metazoa; Rotifera; Eurotatoria; Philodinida; Philodinidae.